Tyto alba (common barn owl) is the source of this 2504-nucleotide messenger RNA. RefSeq names its product transmembrane protease serine 9. Gene Ontology annotation, molecular function: serine-type endopeptidase activity. Gene Ontology annotation, biological process: proteolysis. The record is from RefSeq and is a predicted model, not a curated record. NCBI's taxonomy places the organism in Eukaryota, Metazoa, Chordata, Aves, Strigiformes, Tytonidae.
AUGCAGGAUAGCCCAUACACCCAGACCUCCCUGCCUGAGUUAGUACAGUCCUACUACGAUGGCAGUGGCUCUUCUGAUGUGCUAGACACUGCUCUGGGCAGCCUGGCAGCACUGCCCGUGCAGGACAUGUCUGCCAUGAAGCAGCACCCGUACCGCUUGCCAAAUGGGUUUUUAGGACAAGUCUUCCUUCUGAUCUGCUCUUCUUUGCUGGGAGCCUUGGAGCUGAGUGUCCAGCUGGCCCUGCUGCUCCUGCUUUCCUCCCCAUGGGCCCGUGCCAGUGCUCUACGGGGUCAGAUUGUGGGGGGCCACGAGGCUCAGCCCCACUCCCACCCUUACAUGGCAUACCUGAAGGUAGGGUUGUUUUCCUGCGGAGGCUUCCUGGUGGCCCCUAACUGCAUGAUGACAGCCGCACACUGCAUGGGGAAUGCCACGGUCAUCCUUGGAGCUCACAACAUCCACGAACCAGAAACAACCCAGCAGGUCCGGGGAGUUCUCAGUUACCACCGGCACCCGGCACUGAAUACAACCCCAACACCGUGUCUAGACAUCAUGCUGCUCAAGCUGGCAACAAAGGUCACUCUCAAUGACUACGUCAAGACCAUUCAACUGCCCAAGACCAGCAGUGACCUCCCCACGGGCACCAGGUGAAGCAUAGUGGGGUGGGGCAUGAUCGAUGAUGUCCAGGCGACCAACAAGCUCUUUGAAACCAAAGUCUCCGUCUACAGCCACAGGAAAUGCGUCCACUUCUAUCCAAAUCUCAACACCGGCAUGGUCUGUGCUGGCAGCUUCCAUGAGCUCAGGGAUUCCAGCCAGGGAGAUUCUGGUGGGCCCCCGGUAUGCAAUAAGGUGGCACAAGGCAGUGUUUCCUUUGGGUACGACACCCCGCCUGGUGUCUACACCCGCAUCUCCAACUAUCUGCCCUGGAUCAAAAAAACCCUGAAGACCCAGGACCGCACUUACAGAGAAAGAGCAGGAGGGUCCUUAACUGUGACUGCACUGUCUUUGGAACUGUUUAAUCAGAUGAGUCUGACUUCUGUGGUUUCCUGGAGUCUAGUGUCAGGCUAUAAAACCUUGCUGGGAGCAGGAAGAGACCCCAGCUGCAGCCUCACCUCCAAGGGAUCCACUGAAGCUGAGGACGCUACGAUGAAGCACCUGCAGAAACUCCUGCUCUCCCUCCUGCUGGUGACAUGCCGCUCAGCUAAAGCCAAUUAUGCCUGGAAUCGGAUGGAGGGAGGACGUGAAGUCAAGACCCACUCCACACCCUACAUGGCCUAUCUGCAAGGAAAGAACAACCAUUUCUGCGGAGGCUUCCUAGUGGCCCCGAACUGGGUGAUGACAGCGGCACAGUGCUUCAUACACAAACCUCUGACUGUCAUCCUUGGAGCCCACACAAUCCAGAGGAGAGAGGAAAGCUGGCAAACAUUUGAAGUCCAAGAGUAUCACUGCCACCCAGACUUCAUGAGUCCUAAGAAGGGAAAUGACAUCCUCUUGCUGAAGCUGAAAGGCAAUGCCACCAGCAACAGCUACGUUAAGACCAUUUCCUUUGAAAAAUCAAAAGUCCCUGGUGGGACUGCAUGCAGCAUAGCUGGCUGGGGCUACAAAACACCUGCUGCCACAUUAUGCGAAGCCACCGUCACCAUCAUCAAACAAAGGGACUGCCUCAGCCACUAUCCAGGACUUGCUGACAACUUGAUUUGUGGUCGCAGUGAAUCUGCUGGGGUACCUGAAAAGGGUGAUGCUGGGGAUCCACUCGUCUGCAACAACAAAGCCUAUGGCAUCUUCUCCUAUAGGCACAACAAUUGGCCCGGUUUCUACACACACAUUGCUCCUUACCUUCCCUGGGUCAACAGUGUCAUGAAGUCAGCAUGACCCUAAUCUCCGCUCAGCUGCUGCCCUGGAAAACUCAUGCUUCAAGGCCCCAUGCUCACCUGCUUUUAAUUCCUUUCUCCCUGGGAAACAUCUAUCACUGGUCCUUAUGGACAUGGCAAGGACUUCUCUCUGGCAAAGCCAAACUAUAACAGUGACAGGCUUGGCACAGAGGUCGCACGUCAACUGUGUUUGCUCCUUGUGCAAGCUGGAGAGUGCAUAUUUACACAGUGCAUGCUCCCACACUUUGCUGCUCUGAUUUACCCCUUUGUCAAGCUGCUUGUGGCUACAGCUCUAGAAAGGAAGCAGCAGGACAUCCCCAAGUGAGGUGAUAGUAGCUGUUCGGAUGUCUGCUACCCUUUGGGGAAGGCAAUACAAUUAGAUCAGGAGGAUCCAAAGAGCAGCCUCCUCCCAUGCCAUUGCAUCUGUGACACCAGGUGCCUGAGUCUCCUUUGCCCAAGCCCUGGGGUUAGAUGGUUGCUCCCACUCCAAGGAGGACACUUUCAGCUCCUGCUUCACUACCGCUGCUGUUAUCCCCUACCUCUGAAAGCUGCUGCCUCCUUUCUCCCCUCUUGCUGUAGCUCCAGUGUUGUAUGAAUCUGUAAAAACAAUAAAUUGCACCUGCAUUUGAGAGCCUU